This is a messenger RNA of Lodderomyces oxycetoniae, 3780 nucleotides long. RefSeq lists its product as uncharacterized. Bases 1 to 3780 code for a protein of 1259 amino acids. Gene Ontology annotation, cellular component: Ino80 complex; Scc2-Scc4 cohesin loading complex. Gene Ontology annotation, molecular function: chromatin binding. Gene Ontology annotation, biological process: replication-born double-strand break repair via sister chromatid exchange; establishment of protein localization to chromatin; establishment of mitotic sister chromatid cohesion. NCBI's taxonomy places the organism in Eukaryota, Fungi, Ascomycota, Pichiomycetes, Serinales, Debaryomycetaceae. The transcript is spliced from 6 exons. The record is from RefSeq and is a predicted model, not a curated record.
AUGUCAUCUGUACUUAAGCUUACUAUACCCGAGUCGUCAUUGACACGAGGAGCUGCGAUUUCGCUAGUUAUUACAUAUUUGGUUGGAUUUUUUAUUGUCAAGCCUUUAUUGGAGACUACGGUGUCUCGUCGUUUUGAGUUACUAGAAUGUAUACGUGGGAAUCUUCGUGACUUUUAUCUCAAAGCCAUAACGAAAAUCAAUUAUAUUCCAAUAGUAGCGAUUAAACGGAAUGACAAACUAUACGCGGAUGCCAUCACACAAACAGAGCCACCUUCUUUGGGCGGUUUUGAGGAAAAGGAAGAUACCUUGUUUCAGACAGACUUACAUAAAAAGUUGAAAAAAGUAUCAACAUUACUACAGGAUAGUGUUCGAAGCUAUUCAGUUGAAAAUUUGGCCAAUUGCAAGAGCUUCUCCUACUCAAUUAAGGAUCUUCAAAACAAGGCAGAUUUGAUAUACUUCAACGAGGACGAGUUUUUCCUUUUGGAUGAAACAGCUAGCUUGAUAAUUGAUAGCGAAGAUGAGUUAGAAAGCAAUGAAAUCUAUUCAGAGAAUGUCUCUGAGGGUCUGAUUUCUGCUUCCAAUGAUAAUGAGGGUGCUUUUCUGGAACCUGAAAGUACGAUUGCGAAACUUUCAAGAGAACGAAAGAACAAAGUCGUUGAAGAGGAGGAUGAAGAGGAUGAGGAGGAUGAAGAGGAUGAGGAGGAUGAAGAGGAUGAGGAGGAUGAAGAGGAUGAGGAGGAUGAAGAGGAUGAGGAGGAUGAAGAGGAUGAGGGGGGUAUAGAGGAUGAGGGGGGUAUAGAGGAUGAGGAGGAUGAAGAGAAUGAGGAGGGUAUAGAGGAUGAGGAUGCGGACGAAGAGGACGAUGAUGGAGUAGAGGAUGAGGAGGAUGAGGAGGAAGAGGAGCUUGACGAGGAUACUGCAAAUGACGACAAUUAUGGUGUUAACGCUUCUGAUAGCGAUGUAGGUUUAGAAUUAAAGGAUGGGCUUGAAGAAGAAUUGGAGGUGGAGGAAGAAGAAGAAGAGGAGGAGGAGGAAGAGGAAGAAGAAGAAGACUCAAACGGAUCAAAGGUUACGAUUAAGCAGGCACGAGGUUCCAAAUCUCAACCUAGAAAGUCAAUAAAGAUCACCAUCAAACCUCCUACGAGAAAAGAAUCGAAACAGAAAUCUAGGGAUCUGAUGUUGAAAGUGUCACUGUUUGCUUCCUCGUUAGGAACAGCAGCUAAGCCGACCACCCGUAAACGACAUGUAAGCUAUUACCAAGACGAAACUGACGAUUUAUUUGAAGAGUUUUCAGAAGAAGAGGAACAACCAGCACAAAAAUCUUUGAAGAAGGUUAAAAUAAAACCGUUACAACAGAGUAAACCCAAGGGGGUCCCAAAUGUUGAUCCUGAUUUGUUGUUGACCGAUGAGGAAGAGGAGUAUGAUCCUAGUGCAUCGAAUGACAUUACAAAGAUGACUGAACGACAGAGGGCUAGACUCAAUGCCGACGAAACAGGUGAAGAUCGGUUAAUAGAAUUGGACAAAACCGGUAAGAAACACAAAUUGAGAAAAGAGAAAAAGGAAGUAGAGGAAACGGAGGAAGAAGCAGCACUUCGUAAAGCUGAAAAUGCUCGAAAAAGACUAGAUUAUAAGAACAAGAUACUCGAGGAGGAGAAAAGAGACACCUUGAAUAAGUUGUUAAAGAGAAGGGCAACAAAAUCGAGAGAGGUAAUAAAAGACGACAAGACAGAAAAUGGAGGAGGAGGAGGAGGAGGAGGAGAAGGAGGAGAACAGGAUGAAGAUGCAAACUUAUUUUACAAGGAAAGAAGACCAACAUGGCACCACCCUGCACUUCGAGAUAGUGGAGCACACCAGCUGCCACCAACACUAUCGACACUAUCAGGUGUACUGAUACAUGCAUCGCAACACCACCAACAGCAGCAGCAGCAACAACAACAACAGCAACAACAACAGCAGCAGCAGCAUCAAGCACCAUUACUACAACAACCACCGCUUCCUCCUCCUCCUCAACCAUCAUUAUUACCACAACACACGGGUCCUUCCGCGCGACCAGGAUUACAGCGUAAUGCGAAUUUUAGUGGUAGCCCUAUUCUUACAAAAAACUCAUUUUCAAAUGGUGUUGCGAAUCCCCUUAAUAAACCUACUCCGUAUCAAAAUAACUCGAUGAUGCAUCCAGCGCCAUCACUGCCACCACUGCAGUUCCAGGGUCUGUCGACCAAUAACUCUCAAGGCGAUACACCAGUAAUGGGAUUCCAACCGCCACCUCAGCAGCAGCAGCAGCAGCAGCCGCAUGCACCAUCCAAUUUUCAAAUGAAACCAUCAGGUGCGAUAGAUGGACUUAAUCUUCAAAUGCCGCAACAUGCAAGAGUUGGUAAAAUGCAGAAUCCUUCCUUUCCGUCAUCUGUGGCAGCUGCUUCUUUUCCAUCUCAACAGUAUUUUACCAAUAACCCUGCGUUCAAUCAAUUAGUCAAUAACAUGGCUUCAGUACCGCCGCAACAAAGAAGACAACAACAACAACAACAACAACAACAACAACAGCAACAACAACAACAACAACAACAACAACAACAACAACAACAACAACAACAACAACAGCAGCAACAACAACAACUGAUACCGCAACAAUUAGUUCCACACGGGGCAUUACCUGUAAAUACAGCAGGCCCAGGAGUGAUACCUGAUCAAGUGAUGCAAGAUUUCAAUAUGCGAAUGGUGAAGCGAAACCUAGGCAAUGCUGCUGCCAUGCGCGUGUUGGAUUUAAUUGAUUUUGUGACUAAUGAAAAGUUUGAAAAUUUGAGUAAACUUGAAUUCUGGCGACGUAUCAUUCCAGCUUAUUUCCUACCAACUGCCAUUUUGAGAUUGCAUUUACAUAAUAAGCCAAGUUCAGGUGAAAAAUCUAUUAGUGAGCAAAUUGGAUUGAAUUUUGAGUUUUUGAAAUUGGGAGCUAACAGCAACACUCAAUUUGAACUCAAUACAACCACAGCUCCUUCCUUUCUAGCUAAUUGUGUAUCUGACUCGGAAACAAAAAAGUUUCUGAUUGAUUUGAAUGGAAUACGAUUUCAAGUUUUGAACAAUGGGUCUAUUAUACUUGUUGCGAAAUUGAAAAUGAACUACAAGUAUAUUGAUGACACAGAGUCAGAAAUUAAAGGAACAAUCAAGAUGUUUAUGAGCAGAGACUUGAGAAUAGAAUGGAUCGAUGUCAGCUGUUUGGACUAUAAAAGUCUUGUGGCUUUCAAACCAACAUCUUCAGUGAAUCGAAAUGCUUCCUUGAACGAGUUAUAUCGCAAAUCCAAAACAUUUCUUAAUGCAAGUACUUAUGGGUUAAACGCCCAUGAUGCCAGGAGCCUACAAAUUGGUGAUAUUUUAUCUCACUUGAGACAACUAAUAGACUUUAGUCAACAAAGUAAAGUCCAAUCACCACAAAAGGCACUAGAGCUAUUAUUAUCCACGUUCACAACUUCAACACAAACACUGUCAUUUAUUCAUAAAGCUGUUGGAGGAACUACGGCAUCUGGGCAACCUUCAGUACAGCAAAAUCAAGGACAAGGACAAGGACAGGGUCAAGGUCAAAAUGAAGGACAAGUACUAGGUCUAAAUCAAAGUGAAGGCGAAGGAAAAGGUCAAGGAAAGGUGCAUAGAAGCAACUCUUCUAUGCAAGCUGCCACCAAUAUUUCAUCACCAUCUCCAAAGACGAUACAUGCUGAAGAGCCGAAAAAAAAGAGAAAAGCAAGCAUUCCUGCAAGUGGUUUAAAUAACGAAGUUAACAAGAGGAGAAAAUAG